Messenger RNA from Coniophora puteana RWD-64-598 SS2, 3180 nucleotides. RefSeq lists its product as uncharacterized. The coding region runs from base 1 to 3180 and encodes 1059 amino acids. The record is from RefSeq and is a predicted model, not a curated record. Lineage: Eukaryota; Fungi; Basidiomycota; Agaricomycetes; Boletales; Coniophoraceae. The transcript is spliced from 5 exons.
AUGAACUAUAUCAUUUUUGUCUCCGCAGCCAUCCGUGCCCUCCACGCAUUCUAUGCGCUGGCUGGGUCCGGUACGCUGACGUCCUCCGGACUACUCGGUCUCCCCGGUGGUCCGCUGCUCUCCAACGCGCUCGCCGAGCUUGGUCCUCAGCUCGGCAUCCGCACGCUCCCUCACGUCUUCGGCCAGCACAUCGCCCGAGGGAUCAAGAGCAUCGCCGACGUCGUCUCACUUCGACUGUCGGCGGUCGUCAUCCCUUUCCCCUCGGUCCUCAACAAUACGUUGCUGUCUGAAGACGGUGCCCUCGCGUCUGAAGAUCAGUCAAGCCCCAACCUCGUACCCGGUCUUACGUCCGAUAAUGUCAUCCUCUGGGCGUCGUCUGACGAGACGUUCGAAGAGUCUCUGCAAGCCUCCUGGUCCACCUUUGACACGUCUUCCAUUGCCCCGCUCCCCGUCUGCGAGUUCAAAGGUCUCGAACUCCUCACCUUGACGAACGUGUGCUCGGCGGACGACCAGCCUGCUUCGGUCGACACAGCUCUCGUGUCCACGCCUUCCGUCACUCUGCUUCCCACCUGCGAGUUCAAGGUCUUCGAACUCCCCAAGCUAGAUGUGUGCUCGGUGGACGAUCAUCCCACUUUGGUCGACCAAGCUCUCGGAUCCAUACUUUCCGUCACUCCGCUUCCCACCUGCGAGCUCGAGGUCCUCGAGCUUGCCCCACCGGAAUUGUGCGCGGCGGGCGACCAGCCCACGUCAGUCGACGUCUUCAGACCCCAGGUUUUGGCCAACAUUCCUGUCAAGGCUCGAUUCGCGCGUUCAGGCACUCAAGAUUUCAUGGCAUGGCUUCUGCAGCUUCUCCCCUACGUCUAUUUCCCGACAAGGCCACGCCUAUUCGGAUUCGUUCUCGUUUCUGUCAUUCUCUGGAACUUCAAGGGUCGCUUGUAUCAACGCAAGCCUCGUCACGUCUACGUCUCCCUCGAUCACCAUCUUCUCGACAACGUCCUUCUUGUCAACCUCUCGCCCCCCGAAAUGCACGGUCCCAUUGUUCUCGAAAUAUCACCCACAUCCAGCGUUUGGCUCCCAUCUGUUCCGUCCACCCUUCUCCCUCUCCUCCCCUCAAAGAAAGGAAAUGAGCAUGCUUUGCUCACGGUACUGCCGUUGAACAACGGUGAGGAAGAUUUUGGACACGCAGCCAGUGCACCGGUCCCCGCUCCCAAUGCGGGCGAAGAACUCGAGGCCCUGCCACCAGCCAACAACGAGGAGCCCAUCGGGUACACAGCAAGAAUCCAACUCCCUCUCAUCCGACUCGGGAAAGGAACUGAGCACAAUUUGCUCGCAGUACUGCCGCUUGUCAACAACGAGGAAGGUUUGGCUCUCGCUGCCAACACCCCACUCCCCGCUCCGGACGCUGACGAAGAAUUCGAGCACGCUUUGCUCGUGGCCCUGCCACCGAUCGACGACGACGAGCUUGUCGGACAUGCAGCAAGCAUUCCUCUUCCCCCCAUCGACGCUGACGAAGUUCUCGGGCACGCUUUGCUCGAGCCGCUGCCUCCAGUCGACGACGAAGAAGCUCUCUACCACGCCAUCGCCACGCCGCUCCCGGCCCCCGAUGCGAACGAAAUAUUUGAACUCGCCGAGCUCGAGCCAUCACCGCCAAUCAACGACGAGGAGUUCGUCGGGUACACAGCAAGAAUCGAUCUCCCUCCCAUCCGACUCGGGAAAGGAACUGAGCACAAUUUGCUCGAAGUACUGCCGCUUGUCGACAAUGAGGAAGAUCCUGCUCUCGCUAUCAAUACCCCGACCCCCGCUCCCGACGCGGGUGAAGUAUUCGAAUAUGCCGCGCCCGUGGCAUUGCCGCCAGUCAACGACGAAGAGCUUGUCGGGUACACAGCAAGAAUCGAUCUCCCUCCCAUCCGACUCGGGAAAGGAACUGAGCACAAUUUGCUCAUGGUACUGCCGCUUGUCGACAACGAGGAAGAUCCUGCUCUCGCUAUCAAUACCCCGACCCCCGCUCCUGACGCAGACGAAUUAUUCGAGGACGCUGUGCUCGUGCCAGUGCCGCUGGCUAUCAACGACGAGUUCACAGCGAAGCAGAAGGCGAACAAGAAGAAGGCCGCACAGAAGAAAAAGAAGGCAGUGUCAGAACGCGCUGAACUUGUGGCGGCGGGCGGGCCGGUGUGGGGCACCUCUAGGAAUGCAAAGCGAAGGUUUAAGCAGAAGAAGGCGGAAAACCUAGAAGGCUCUGACAAGACGAGCGUCGACGAACCGACCGUUCUGCCCGAAAACAUUAUUUCUGUUUCAUCGUCGGUGGAAAUUGGCUCGCUCCUCCCCAUCGAACCUCAAGUCAACGAAUGCGAACAUCUCGUCGCUUCUUUGGGCGCCGGCGAUUCCGAGCCUGGAGUCGACUCCGUUAUGUACAGGAAGAAAUACUGGCGAGAGCGGUAUGACAAGGAGCCCUCAGCGCAGCCAGAUGACUUUCGUCGUCUCUCAAUCGACGCUUUACUGCUUGCCGGCCCUCGAGCGGACUCUACCGAUGGGGCUCGCGCCGACCAACGUAUCCACCUUGAUCUCGCAAUGUGUGACCCAACAUUCCUCGCGCUCGUGAUCUCAGUCCGUGGUCGAUGCCCGCUCCCCGACAACGCGGGGAUGGCGAUCCCCCUCUAUGACACUGCCAAAUCGGAGCCGACCUCUCAAGAUGGUCCGGAGCUCACGCGCGAGUCACUGCUCGAGGAGGGCCCGGAGGCGUUCCUCCACGACUUCGCAUCAAUCUCGCCUGUCGUGACGCGCACCAAGGCUCAGAAGCGCGCCGACCUCAGGAAGCGUCAACGCGAGGAGGCCUCGAGAGCCACGCCGACGGCUGAUACUGCCGCAGCCAAUCCAUUCACCGUGUUCGAGGUUGAAGAGGGCAUCAACCGGUCCACCGAGAGCGACGCUCCCGACGCUCUUCUGGCAGCUUCUCAGUCAAUCGACGCGGGCGCAUCUCCCCAAUAUCUGACUGCGACACAGCAGAGGAAUCAGCGACGACGCAACAAGGAGCGCGCCGAACGUCACGCAGAGGAUACCCAGUCAUCCGAGGGGUCCUCCACUCAGUCUCAGUCGUCGAACAAGAAGACCAAGAAGAAGAGUGCCGGCAAAAAGAAACUCGGGAGCACGCGACCAGUGUUUGGGAUUCAUCUUCAGCGCUAG